ACACACAUCUAUUUAAAUUAACCCCUCACUCAUUUAUGAGAUCCUAGAUUUCUGACUGUCUGCUUUGCUGUGACAAGGAAAACUGGGAUGCACACAAAUCACAUGAAGGACACAAAGAACAGCUUUAAUAUAUCUCAUCUCUGUGACCAAAAGGAGAAGCUUAUUCACGCUAUUAAAAAGAUUAAACAUGAAAUUGAUGAAUGUUAUGAAGCUGAAAACAACACCUUUAUGGAAGCACUGGAGGUUGAGAACAAAUGUGAAGAGAUUGAGCGGGAAGUCCGAGCAGAGUUCCAGAAUCUUCAUCGCUUCCUGGAUGAGGAGGAGGAGAUAGACCUGGAUCGAUUGAGGAAAGAAAGGGACAAACGAGUUAAGAUCUUAAAAGACAGGGAGAAGAAGAUUGCCAUGCAGGGAAGAGAUCUUGAGAGAGCCAUCGAGACUUUGAACUGCAAACUGAGGGAAGAUGACAGUCCCAAACUUCUGAAGGAAAUCAAAGAGCUUCUGAAAAGAUGUGAGGUGACUUUCAUGCGUCCUGCACCAGUAGACAGUGAGAUCUGCUCUGGUCAGUUUGUGGGACCCAUUCAGUACAGGAUCUGGAAACACAUGAAAACAUCCCUCUACCCAAACAUAUCUACUUUGACUUUUGACCCUGAAACGGCACAUCCCCUGCUGACCCUGUCUGCUGAGAGGACCUCUGUGAUUUUCGAGGAGGACAAGGAGGUGCCUGAUGAGAACCCAGCAGAGAGGAACCCAAAGCGCUUCCACUACUACUAUUGUGUGAUGGGGUCAGAGGGUUUCAAUUAUGGGCGCCAUUACUGGGAGGUGAAAGUGAAGGACAAAACCGCCUGGAGAGUGGGCGUGGCCAGAGCAGACGUCCACCGCGGGGAGAUGGACUCCUCCUCCACGUUAAACGGAUUGUGGACUUUGUCCCUAAGAAAUGGCUCUGUCACAGCCUGCACCCACCCAAAGCCUACACAGGUGCGUGCUUCCGCCAAUCUCAUCCGCAUUGGAAUCUUCCUGGACUGUGAUAAAGAGGAGGUGUCUUUCUACAAUGCUGUCACCAUGAUGCCACUCUUCUCCUUCUACAUGGGAACUGUUCCAGUGCCACUCUAUCCAUUCUACAACCCAUGUGACAUAGAUGAAGGAAAGAACUGUGCCCCUCUAUCCAUCUUUCAUCCAUCGCUCUGAGGGAAUGACAUAUUAGAUGGAUGUUUGAUUUCUCCAAAACUGCUGAUACAGCUUUAUCUUUGAAAUGCUGAUGUUAUAAUCCACAUAGUAUCAAACGUUGUAUGCCUAGACACUUAAAGCUAGUGAGCAGUUUUUGCUGUGAAUCAACUAUUUAAAUAAACAAGGGCUUCCAAAACUUUUUUGACAAUUGAACACUUAUGACUUAAUGAUUUACUUGAAGCGCUACCUUACAGUAGAUUUUAAGUAAUGCUAACCUUUAAAUAUUAUGAAUUUCACGACAACUUUACGUGUUAUUAUGUUGUUAUUUGAACUUAUUUUGAAAAGAU
Xyrauchen texanus (razorback sucker) is the source of this 1511-nucleotide messenger RNA. RefSeq names its product zinc-binding protein A33-like. Lineage: Eukaryota; Metazoa; Chordata; Actinopteri; Cypriniformes; Catostomidae. The record is from RefSeq and is a predicted model, not a curated record. Gene Ontology annotation, molecular function: protein binding. The transcript has 6 exons. The coding region runs from base 88 to 1185 and encodes 365 amino acids.